AUGUUCAAGUUCCACGACCCAGUUGAUGUGGGAAAUCCGGUUCUUGAUCAUGCUACCGAACCUGUCGCUUCUUCUCUAUGUCCCUCGUCUACUAGAGAAGACCGCACUGCCGGUCAAGCGGAAUUUAGUGAUCGAGAAACAAUGGCAAACAUCAUCCCUCCACCGUGCACUCGUCUAUCUCUAUUACUGAAGAAGACAUUCAACGAUACAUAUUCGGAGUACUGCUACACAUGGGGCCCUAUCCUAGAAGUACAGGAUAUCAUGCAGAACCCACUCUUUUCAAACUCGUUGCUACUUGAGCAGGCCUUAGGAGUGCUGGGAACCCGUAUCAAGCCCCCACUUGUGCCGUGCUCGAGUGCAAACACCUACUUCGAGACAACGAAGCAACUAUUCUAUGGAAAUUACGAACGCAAUCCCCUGGUUCGUAUAAUGGCAAUAAUGCUCUUGUACUGGUGGAGUGGUGGCGAUCCUGAAUCGGCCGGUAUCGAGGCUCUGUUUUGGUGGAAUACAGUAGCGAUUAGGCUGGCACAGCAGCUCGGAUUUCAUCGAGAGCCCGCCAAAGAUCAUGAUUCCCUACAAUUUGGAGAUAUAGGCCUGAGACGACGCAUCUGGUGGACACUUUACGCUCGAGAACGUCUGACAUUUAUAUGCACCACCAAGCCAUGUAUGAUUCAUCCGGAUGAUUGCAAUGUUCCUCGCCCAUGUGUGGAAGAUUUCCCACCUAAUCAAGUACAUCGCGCCGUCAUCUUUAUUCGCUGGGUCGCGAUCUCCGACAUUAUGGAACGCGUCGGCAAAUAUAUGUUCUACCAAAUGGACAAAGACCCUCCAUUUCCGGUCAGUCUUCAAAAAGAGCUUGUCAGCUGGGCACAGGAUCUUCCGGAAGAACUCCAACUCCCUUUUAGCAAUCGAACGCAUAAUGCCGCGUCGACAUCGUUUGAUCGGGAUGUUCUUCAACUCCACAUGCACUAUCUCAUGGCAACUACACUAGUUCAUAUGAGCGGUUCUGGACAACAACAUCUGCGCAAAGCUGGUACUGUUGCCAUACUUGCCGCAUCGUGCACAGCUCGCAUCUGUGAAGAGUUCCUUGCCAGUGGUUCUCUAGGAUUUCUCCCUGGGGCGACAGGGAGGUAUAUCAGUGUUGCAUUGCUCUCUCUCCUAUAUGCCCGGAAAAUUGAUAUGCUCUCAGAAGCGGCGAAUGAACAGAUCGAAAUUCUUUUCCUGGCUCUGAAGGAGAUGGCCAAGCGAUGGAGAUCCUCCGAGAAACUGGUUCUCAGUCUUGAAAAGAUUGUUCAGGGCGGGCAGGAGCAGGAUCCUCACGAUGAUAGCUACCAACUGGGGCCGUCGGCCAAUGGCCACGCAGAACAGUUGCCGGGAAUGCUACCAGCCACUCCUUCGGCAAUGAGCGGUCAUUCCCCAAACGAGGGCAGCAUCAGUGACAUUGAUUUCUUUCCCAGCGCUACAUCUGAGACUACUCCCUUGUUCAAGUUGCUACUGGGCCAAAGCCCCAGAGCGAAUGGAUUCCCACAUGACUACUCGGAAUGGCCUGACAUCAACAUCCAACUAAACGGCCUAUUUGACCAAAUUUUUGAUGAUAACUAUAGCAAUUGGCCCAAUCUAUAG
Molecule: messenger RNA, 1620 nt
Organism: Penicillium riverlandense
Lineage: Eukaryota; Fungi; Ascomycota; Eurotiomycetes; Eurotiales; Aspergillaceae
Product: fungal specific transcription factor domain-containing protein
Exons: 3
Coding region: 1-1620 (539 amino acids)
Biological process (GO): DNA-templated transcription
Molecular function (GO): DNA binding; zinc ion binding
Source: RefSeq, a predicted model, not a curated record